UUGAGCUUAAAAAAAGGUUGUCUAAUGUCUUUGGGCUUGGGUUGUUUUGUGAAUCGACGGCAGGUUUAAUUAUAUUUUGUGUUAUUAUAUGGUGGUUAUUAAUUUGAUCGUGCUAGAAUAUUUUUUGUUGUGAAACUAAACGUAUUUGAGGUACAUUUUUAAUACGCGAAAAUGUCUGAUGAAAUCGAUAUAGAAGAACAUGAUAUCAUGAAUAAUCCCUCCAUCAAGAGCAUAUUUCCAGACCUGUCUGUGGUAAAAAAAGAAAUAAAUGAGUUUUAUCAAAGUGGAAAUAAUGUAUGUGGAGACACUCAAUUAGAAAAAACUGUUAUUAAAAAAGAGUUGGAUACUUCAUACAGUAAUAACAGCAAUGUACCAGUUGUUGGAACCACUUCAGAAAGCGUAGGCACUCAACAAGAAAAAGUUGUAAUAAAAAAAGAGUUAGAUGACGCACAUAGUACAAACAAUAAUAAACUAGAUAUUGCAACCACUCCACAAGAAAAGGUUGUAAUUAAAAAGGAAUUAGAUGCUACACAUAGUACAAGCAAUAAUGAACCAGAUAUUACAAAUAAUUCACAAGAUUCAAACUCAACUGAAAGUGAUACAGCCGUAAAGUACAUUAAUGAAAAUAUCAUCGUUCUUGGUUCAAAGCCUUCCAUGAAAUGUGACAACACAAACAAUAAGAUUAUAGAUAAAGAGGCUAAGUUACAGUUAAAGAGGAUAGAUAACUUUUUGGAAUCAUGUAAAAGGUAUUGUGACAAAUGCCUUAUAGUGUUUCCCAAAAAGAAUUUGUUCAACCUUCACAAGAUUAAUAUACAUAAAUAUAAGAAACAAGACCAGUCAUUAAGAACGCCUAGACAACACCUUAAUACAACAGCUACACCGGCUGUAACUAAAGAUAAUCCCAACAAAAUUAUUGUGGGCCAGCACCCUCAAGAGGACUCUGCGGAGCUCUCCUGUUUUCACUGUAAACAACUGUUUCCAAAUAAAUCAUGUCUGAUUGAACAUCUUUAUAAAGUUUUGGAACCUAAUGAUAAUGAACUUACCACCAAUAACAGUUCAACAGCUUCAACCACUAAUGACGAAACUAACGAUGAGGAAUAUUCCGAUGAGGCUGUAAAUAAUUUGAAAAAGUCACCCACCAAGCAACCCAAGAGAGUCCAGGUACAAAACAAGAACAAUCAUACUACAAACAAAAACAACAAGAGCAGAUUGCCGGAAAGAAUACUUCGAAAAAGAAAAUUAAUUAGUAAGAAUAAUACAGAUGAACAUGUUCUAAAGAAGAAAGUUGAUACAGAUGAGCAUGUUCCAAAGAAAAAACGUGUUACAGAUGAUAGUUCUGCUGAAAAGAAAGAGGAAUUUUUAUUAUACAAGUGUUUCAUAUGUUCCAAGUACAAUAUUACUUACAAACACUAUGCGCGCCAUGUCAUAACAGAUCACAACAUACAGCCACCAAGUAAUGUAAAAAGAGUUCCAUUUGAUUCGAAUUGUACAUUUUGUUCAUCGAAACUAGCAAAUAUGCACUACUAUAAUAUACAUUUAUAUAGGUCUCAUAAACAGCAACAAAAGGGUGUAAACUUUCGCCCCGAGGGAAAAAAGAAUAUAGUUAAAAAGAAAAGUUAUCAGUUUGCACUAAAAAGUGUACUGUUCAAAUGUAUGAAAUGCGAAUUAUGUUUCUUAUCAUCAAAUGCAGCGACAAACCAUUCAAAGCAUAAUUUAAACAAUACUAAAAAGUGUUCAAAAUGCCAAAGACUAUUUAACAGUGAAUAUAUGGAACUACAUAAGAACCAACAUUCACAAACAAAAAAGUUCACUGUACAUACACUACCAGAAUCAGCAUCUAAUUCAGUAUUAUACAAGUGUUCCGAAUGCACUGUACAUUACAGUGAAGAAAUGUUUUUGAAACACAACUCUAAAUGCCAUUCUGAAACACCAAAUUCCUCACACUGCAAAAUUUGUGACAUUCUCAUAAAUAGUGAUGACAUGCAAGCUCAUAAUUUAUAUCACAAAAAGCACAAAAUGUUAUCUUCUGAUUUCGUAAUAAUUGAAUCUGACAUUAUGGAGAAUAAGGACACAAAACUUGAAAAGCCUACCCAAAAAUUGAAAAUACUGUUUUGUAAGACUUGCGAUUGUUUUAUGGUGAAAAAUAGUGUUGUACAUUGCGAAGGAAAAUGUAGCCAUAUUAGUAAAACUAUAUGCAAAGAUUGUGGACUUGUAAUGACAAUUAAAGCUCACUUAAUUCACAGAGAGACACACAAAAAGAAAUUUGUUAAUCUGUUUGAUUACACAUUUAUUGAUCUUAAAUCCAAGAAACAAAUUAUUCCACCAAUACCUGUGUAUCCUAAAUGCAACACAUGCGGUGUACACUUUUUGAGAAAAAACGCCGUAAGGUCACAUACAUGCGAAGAACAACACUAUAUAACUUGCAGCAUCUGUUCAAUAAAAUUGACAGAGCAUGCUUACAAGUUACAUAUACCUUUUCAUAGCUAUUCUAAACCGAAUACUAUUCGAAAUCUGGAAGAUGCGGUGAGCUUGUGAUACUCAAGGAAUGGUAUGUCUAUUGGUGUAUUUUGGGUUCGAAAUCUGCAUACCACCGAGAAUAAAACUGUUGUCUUAUUGUUUAGGCUAUUGGUGCAUUUUUUAUAUUCUGAAUUUUAUAUAUUCUGAAGCUUUAAAAUAAUUGAUGGCAUUGGUGAAAGACAGCCAAACUCUGCCUAAUCUUUGGUUCGGAAUACACAUUGCAGUGUGGGCAAUCAACGAAUGACGCUCCUAGUUGGUGGUCAUUUAUAUAAUAAUUAAAAUAAUAAUGUUUUUAUUGAGCCCCUACAGAAUAUUUGUGCUUCCUCUUUUUUUUGGUAUAUAUUUAGGUUUUAAGGCCGCUCAAGUCGGUUUAAGAAGUAAUUUAUUAUGUUUGAUGUAUUUAUACUGGUUAAGUCGUUUCAAAAUUCUAUGUUUACAGGCUUUUUAAUUGAUUUAGAUAUUUACGAACUCUAUAGAUAUUAUUUUCCUUUCUCUAACGUAAUUCGUAGAUAAAAUGAAAAUGUACAGUUUUUGCUGCAAACAGUAUUUAGAAUUCAGUAGCAUUAGCUCACGUCAACAUCGUCUCACGUUUGUUAACAGGCUUAUGAGCUCAUAACCAGCUACAAAAGCUUGUGAUAUUUAAAAAAAAUUAUAACUCGUAAAUAAUUUUGAUGUAUUGAGAAAAUAUCGAGUAAUUUAGUUUUAUUUAAUAAUUAGCUACGUUUUAGCUCAUAUGAAGUAACUGUAUAUUUAGUUAAAGAAUGAUUAUUUAGCACCACCAUGAGAUAUACCAACAUAAAAUGCAGUGUACCUACCUGUUGAAAUUAUGCAUUUUUAUCUAAAGACUGAUCUUAAAAUUAUAUAAUAACAAAUGUUAAUAAUGAGUUGCGUAUUUUAGAAAUAUAAUAUUGUUUUUAUUU
Molecule: messenger RNA, 3437 nt
Organism: Spodoptera frugiperda (fall armyworm)
Lineage: Eukaryota; Metazoa; Arthropoda; Insecta; Lepidoptera; Noctuidae
Exons: 3
Coding region: 172-2535 (787 amino acids)
Biological process (GO): regulation of transcription by RNA polymerase II
Cellular component (GO): nucleus
Molecular function (GO): RNA polymerase II transcription regulatory region sequence-specific DNA binding; DNA-binding transcription factor activity, RNA polymerase II-specific
Source: RefSeq, a predicted model, not a curated record